Messenger RNA from Phycodurus eques (leafy seadragon), 2724 nucleotides. RefSeq names its product gap junction protein beta 9b (gene gjb9b). Gene Ontology annotation, biological process: cell communication. NCBI's taxonomy places the organism in Eukaryota, Metazoa, Chordata, Actinopteri, Syngnathiformes, Syngnathidae. Bases 150 to 971 code for a protein of 273 amino acids. The transcript is spliced from 3 exons. Gene Ontology annotation, cellular component: connexin complex. The record is from RefSeq and is a predicted model, not a curated record.
CCACAUCAUCAGUAAGUUUUAAUCUAGCCUAUAACAGCAACCUGAAGCCAGUCAUUGUCAUCACAUUUGCAAGGCUUCCCUGUAAGGCUUAUCCCAUAGAGACCUUCAUUUAUCUGUUCUGCUGACGUCUGCUGACGAAGACAGCAGUCAUGAAUUGGUCUGCACUGGAGGUCCUCCUCAGCGGGGUCAACAAAUACUCCACUGCGUUCGGCCGCGUCUGGCUCUCCGUGGUCUUUGUCUUCCGGGUGAUGGUGUUCGUAGUGGCGGCUCAGCGAGUGUGGAGUGACGACAGCAAGGACUUUGUGUGCAACACGGCCCAGCCCGGCUGCAACAACGUGUGCUACGACGCCGUCUUCCCCAUCUCCCACAUCCGCCUGUGGGCCCUGCAGCUCAUCUUUGUCACGUGUCCCUCCUUGAUGGUGACGUGUCACGUAAAAUAUCGUGAGAAGAAAGACCUGGAGUACACCACCUCACACAAGGGGGCUCAUCUGUACGCCAACCCUGGGAAGAAACGUGGAGGUCUGUGGUGGACCUAUUUGGUCAGCCUGUUUUUCAAGGCAGGCUUUGAUGCCGGCUUCCUCUACAUCCUCCACUAUAUUUAUGAAGGCUUCGACCUGCCCAAAAUGUCUAAGUGCUCUCUGGAGCCGUGCCCCAACACGGUGGACUGCUUCAUUUCCCGGCCUACCGAGAAAAAAAUCUUCACCAUCUUCAUGGUGGCCUCCUCAAUCGUCUGCAUCUUAAUGUGCAUUUGUGAAAUGAUAUACUUCAUCUGCAAACGCAUGUUGAAACUCAGAAGAAGGAGGAAUGAAAUGCUGAGGAAGGAAUUCGCCGACAAUCAAGAAAUGACAGCACUGGUGGCACCCAGGUCGGAGUUCAGGUCCAAAACUUCGAUCCGAAUGGACCCCACCGCCUCGAUACACAACCUCAAUAACAUGACGGCUGAGGGUCUUAGAAACAAUUCACAACGUUAAAAUAGCAAGUUGGAGAACAUUUAAGGAGCUAAGAAUCUCUCAGAUUCUGUGGAUGGCAGCUUUUCAGAAACUUCAUCGAUUCAAUGAUGACUGGAAUGGCUUCCUGCUUGAAGGCACCAUUUAAACAUGUAAAUACAUGCAAACACAAGCAGCAUGAGAAAUGCAUAAACAUUUAUUCACUACUCCUUACACAACAUACUGUACAUAUUGAAAAGAAACAAAUUACAUUCUCCCAUCCCUCAUGCACUCAACAAAGACUUUACAGUCCGUAUACUCAAAAGUGUAGGACAAAAGUAAACAUAAACUACAACACUAAACAUGUUUGCGUCUAAAUGUUGCAAACACUAGCUGGUCCUAAUUCUCCUUGUUUUGGUCCACAAGUUUCUAGUUAUUCAGGCAAAUCAACUGAACUAAAGUGUAAUGGCAUUGUAAUAUUCAUGCUACCCAUGUCAUAAUUCAUUAAUUCAUUUAUCUUCCGUUCCGCUUAUCCUCACAAGGGUCGAGGGCAUGCUGAAGCCUAUCCCAUAUAAACACAUAUAAACAAACAACCAUUCGCACUCAUAUUCAUAUCUACGGGCAAUUCAGAGUCUUCAAUUAACCUGCCAUGCAUGUUUUUGGGUAGGUGGGAGGAAACCGGAGUACCCCGAAAGAACCCACGCAGGCACGGGGAGAACAUGCAAACUCCACACAGGCGAGGCCGGGAUUUGAACCCGGGUCCCCAGAACUGUGAGGCAGACGUUCUAACCAGUCGCACACCGUGCCACCCCAUGUCAUAAUAUUUCAGAAAUUGAAUCCCAAAGCUGAGCUUCUCUUUAAAGGGGAACAUUCGAGUCAUAUCAUUUUGUGUUUAUUCUACCAACUGAUUAUGAUGUUUUUAUUUUGUAUUUAGCAAAGAAGCCCCAUAAAGAUAUAUUUUUUUACUUUUUUUUUCCCCCAUUUGCAUUCUUUAUGUUGACCAUGUUUGUAAAACAGUACAUAAAGGGGUAAAUGGGUUUUCAUUUGUGUAAGUCUUGUCCACCUUUAAGGCACUCAAAGCACUUUAACACUGUCUCAUGAUUCACCUAUUGAUGACGCAGCAUCAGGAGCGACUGGGGAUUCUGUACCUUGCUCAAGGGCACUUCGGCAUCGUCACAGGGCACAGGAUCCAACCCACAAACUUUCAGAUUGUGAGAUGACAACUCUACCGCCUGGGCUAUGAUGGCUCAAUAAAAUCUCUUUUGGUUUCAUUUUCGCUCAUGGCGGAAAAUCACCCUGAACAGUUGUUACAGCAAAACAAGUUUGAUUGGAUUCUUAAUUGUGGAAAAUAUCAAAAGUGGAAUUCUGAACUAUCAGAGUCAACUGUCACCUCUAAUUGUCUAGUUCCAUUUACAACACUUACCUGUAAGAUAUAAGCCUUUGUGUUAAUUACGUUCCAAACAUACAAACAUAUAACUUUUCAUCUUGCCACUGUUACGAUAAUAACAUGUACUUGGUAGUCACUUUUUAAUGCCAUUUUUCUUUUUUUUCUUUUUUUUGUGACAUUGUGCAUGCAAAUAGAUGUUUAUGUGGUUAAAGAGCCCAACGAGAGAAUGUACAGUAUGUGAUGAAAGUAAACAAUAUGGUAAUGACAUAUCUGUACAUAAUGAUGUUUGCUUAAAUUUCUUUAAUAAAGGGUGAAAAGUAUUGUAUUGCAGAUUGUCAGUUGAAGUUACUAAUAUUGUACAUUACAGCUAAAUAACUUUUUUUAUGUUAAAUAAACAAUUCUCAGCAUAGU